AUGAUGAAACCUAAUUUCGACACCCAAGAUGGAGCUCCUUCUUCGGAUGCUCAGAAUUCUGGGAUCAAGGAUGCCGUAUCAGAUUCUCGGAAGAUCAACGAGGCCUCAGGAAAGACCAGGAGCUCUGAAUAUCUUGAGUCCGGUUUCUUCAAUAAAGAUGGUGGUAUCUCCAGGUCUAGUAGCCCUACUCCUUCUGAGGCACCUCUUACAAAUGAAAACUUGAGCCACACAGGAAAUAAUAAAGACCAAAUUCAAGGAGAUAGCCCUGAUUGCAAUUCCACUUCUGUUACGGAAUCUUCCAAUCCUAUUACGCCUCCAAACAAAACCUGGAGACCAAGGAUUGCUAAAACUUCUGCUGGAGAUACCAAUGGAAACCCCUCAUGGCUGUAUAAGAGCACAAGGCCUAUCGAUAAACCUUGGAGGAGAGACUCGGCUCCGGUGAUUGAAUACUCCUCCUUGAAACCACGGUCUUCUGGGGACAGAACCGGGUAUGCUCCGUCUUCUAAGGAUGAUAUACCUUUGGUUUCAAAUUUGAACGAUGUCGUACCUGAGCCUGAGCCUAAGUUUGAGCCUGAGCCUAAGCCUAAGCUUGAGCUUGAGCGUAAAACUGUUCUAGGUUGUUCGCAGUGCCUCACACAACCAAAGUUGAAGGCAGUUUCAUGCAUGAUAAAUUUCGAUGCCAUGAAGAAUAAUAACGCUCCCAGACAUUAUGAUAUGGUUUCGCAAAUUGCGGCCCCUCAUAUUCUUGCUUACCUUCCUGAGCCGGCAAUUAACUUACCAUCGAUAUCUACAACGCCUUACAACCUCUUUCCAAAAUGGCAACCUGAGCAGUUCCCUCAAAAAUCUCUCCCAAUUUCACCCGUCGCAUAUCCGACACCAAAUAUCACUCCUGUGCCUCCAGCUAUCGCCCCUGCUGACCCCAACAUCAACCAUUUCUUAUUCAGAGAUGCCGAGACUGCGAUACAGAAUGCGCCAUUUAUCGAGUUGGGGAGGCACGCUUUAGCUCAAAACUGGAGCUGUGUUAGAGUGGGCAACAUACCGUACAAUGUGACGACUACAGAGCUCACCGACUUUUUGGGCAAAAAUUCGAAUAUUGUCCCAGAUUCUAUAGGCAGUUUAGGGGUCCAUGUUAUCAUGGAUAGAUCUACUGGUAAAACUAUGGAUGCGUUUGUCGAGUUUCUCAACGCAAAAGACGCUUGGAAGUGCGUCGCGCGCCGCAAGAGUCGUGUAUUGGGUAAUAGACAUCUCACCUUGGAUGUUGUAGACCCGUCAGAUCUUAUGAAGGAGAUAUUUCCAAGAGCAAAAGGAAUUGUCUGGGAUGGUGUUAUCCCAGCUGUUCUACAGGAUCAGUCAGGACUCAGUGGAAUGGAUCCAGUGAUUUUAGGCCGUGAAGAGCUAGUCUUGAUCGUUGCUCACGCAAAAACCCCGCAUAGAAGUCCAUUUAGUAGGAAAUGUCUUCAGAGACCAUUUCAGUCACUUCUUUCGAUUGUCUCCAAGUUUCCCUGGUUUUCAGUCGAUAUCUACACCCUUGAACAACGGGACUAUAUUUUCAAUGCCCUACUUCAAGCAACUGAUAUACUUAAACGUCAUAUCAAACAUGGAAAAUCUAUGCCAAACCUGGAUUCUGACUUGCUGAAAAGUUUAGUCAGAGUUGGCGUUAAUUGUGCAGGAUUUACUGAUAUUCAAAAAUAUGAACUAAUUAAAGCAGCUGAGUUCGGAGCCGAAGGGAUUCGGCUUGAGAGAAUCAUACCGGGCCUUGAAGGAUUUGAAGCAAUUGGUAGAAGGCCAGGGGUCGAUGUUGGAGUUCUUGAGUUAUACGCUCUUCUUCUCCGGCUAUCUGUCUCUCCUUUUCUGACAGAAAGUUCUCCAUCUCCGGCAGCCCUCUUCACUCUCGCCAAGAACGUUAAGCAAGGGGAUGGCGAUGGUGAUAAGUCCAAACUGACAAUGCUCGAGGCAGCAGUUCAUGAAUGGUCCAUCAUUGAAAGGGCCGCUAGAACUGUUUUACCGUCAAAACCCCCGUUCGCUAAGAAUAUAUCUGGGACUAGAACCGAGUUUUUGCGUGAUGGCUAUUGA
Morchella sextelata is the source of this 2073-nucleotide messenger RNA. RefSeq lists its product as uncharacterized. The coding region runs from base 1 to 2073 and encodes 690 amino acids. Lineage: Eukaryota; Fungi; Ascomycota; Pezizomycetes; Pezizales; Morchellaceae. The transcript is spliced from 6 exons. Gene Ontology annotation, molecular function: RNA binding. The record is from RefSeq and is a predicted model, not a curated record.